GGAUCCCCCAGCUGGGCGGUUCGAGGCCACCAGGUGCAUGAAAAGCCACAGGUUGCUGGUCCUUCUGCUACAUGCAGUGGUCCUCGGCCUACCCAGUGCCGGGGCCGCUGCGGCCUGCACGCGCACCUGCCCCGCAGCCUGUGCCUGCAGCAGCACAGAGCAUGGCUGCCAGGUGCGCUGCGACCGCGCCGGCCUCCUGCGGGUGCCGGCCGAGUUCCCGUGCGAGGCGGCCUCCAUCGACCUGGACCGCAAUGGCCUGCGCCUCCUGGGCGAACGGGCUUUUGGCACGCUGCCGUCGCUGCGCCGCCUGUCGCUGCGCCACAACAACCUGUCCUUCAUCACGCCCGGCGCCUUCAAAGGCCUGUCGCGACUGGUUGAGCUGCACCUGGCGCACAACGGUGACCUGCGCUACCUGCAUGCGCGCACCUUCACCGCGCUGGGCCGCCUGCUCCGCCUCGAUCUGGCCGCCUGUCGCCUCUUCAGUGUGCCCGAGCGCCUCCUGGCAGAGCUGCCCGCCUUGCGUGAGCUCGCUGCCUUCGACAACCUGUUCCGCCGUGUGCCCAGCGCUCUGCGUGGCCUGGCCAACCUGACGCACGCGCACCUGGAGCGCGGCCGCAUUGAAGCCGUGGCCUCCAGCUCGCUGCAGGGCCUGCGGCACCUGCGCUUGCUCAGCCUGCAGGCCAACCGCGUCCGCACUGUGCACUCUGGCGCCUUCCGUGACUGCGGCGCCCUGGAGCACCUGCUGCUCAAUGACAACCUGCUGGCCGCGCUGCCGGCUGAGGCCUUCCGCGGCCUGCACCACUUGCGCACGCUCAACCUGGGCGGCAACGCGCUGGGCCUUGUGUCGCGUGCGUGGUUCACUGACCUGGCCGAGCUUGAGCUGCUCUACUUGGACCGCAACAGUAUCGCCUUCGUGGAGGAGGGUGCCUUCCAGAACCUCUCAGGACUCCUCACUCUGCACCUCAACAGCAACCACCUUAUGGUGCUCACUGGGGCCGCCUUCCAGCCUGGCUUUUUCCUGGGCCGCCUCUUUCUCUUUCACAACCCGUGGCACUGUGACUGCCGCCUGAAGUGGCUGCAGGACUGGAUGGAGAGCUCUGGGCAUGUAGCUGACGUGCUGUGUGUCUCCCCCAGCUCUGUGGCGGGCCUGGACAUCUGCCAGGUGGCUUUUGGACGCUCCUCUGAAGGCCUCUGUGUGGACCCCGAGGAGCUGAACCUCACCAUGUCCAGUCCAGGCCAGUCCCCAGAACCAGAGGCCACCAUGGUGAGCAGGUUCAGCAGUCUUCUCUCCAAGCUCUUGGCCCCGAGGGCCCCAGCAGAACAGGCCGCCAACACCACUGAGGAGCUGGUCAGUGCCUCACUGUCGAACAGCCUUCUCUCUUAUGGAAUGGGAGGCUCUGGCCAUAACACCAGGUUUCUCUUUGGCUCUAGUCUCCUGCUCAGUGUGGCCCACCACGUGGUGUUUGUCUAGAGGUGGACUGACCCUGCCACACUGGGAUGGCCCAAAUUGCCUUGGACAGUGGAGGAAAGUUUCAUUAACUGGGCUUGAGGGUGUUUGUGGUGGGGGAAGAGGGGAACAGGUUGGGGCAGGUGGUGAAAAUUCCAGCAGAGGUAGGAAGAAACACUUUGCCUACAAAGAGGGCCCUAGGAAGAGGGGAACCGUGGGAAAUGCCAUGGUGGUGGCUGGGGCUGGAGGGGAUGCAGGAUGGAUUUCUGCUCAUGUCACAUGGGCAUCAGCUGAAAGAAAAGACUAGGAAUUGGAAGCUCCUAGGGCUACAGGGCUCCAUCCCCAACCCUUCCCCCCACCUUCCAGGAUACAGACCACAAUGCCUGAAUUAGAAUCAAUCCAUUGGCUAAACAAAUACUAAGAACUGUGCCAAUUCUUAUAGCCGGACAACCCAGUAAACUCAAUCCCUUUGUUUUCUACCACAAUCAUCCAGUCCCUCUCCCAGGGGCCUGGGGCCCUGGCAUCCAGGAAGAUGGACAGGACAGGAGAGAAGGGGGAUGGGAGAGGGUCUUAGUCCCAAGGAGGUGGCAGCGGUUUCUGGGGUCUGAUAUGUGUUAGGAAGCAUUUAAAACAAAGACCCGUUUCAUUUACUCCACAGUUAUUCCCAAGGGGUGGCCUUAGCUGAAACGGAUCUUUAGGGCAGGGUAGGGAUAAAAAGAGGGGGAGUGUUUGUGGAACAAAUACAUUUGUAAAAUCCUAAAAUUAAAAAAAAAGUAAACCAGGUUUCAAUACUGCAGCACUUUUCAGAGUCUUUCAUAUGCAAACAUGCAUUGUGACUCUCUGGGGAGGCCAUAAAUCCUCUUAGCAUUUUGUGGGAAGAGUGUCCAGAAGACACAGAGAUGCUAUGUUAGCAGGGCAGGGAGUCUCCAGCUUGGAUUUACCAUUAGGUGUGGAAAUUAUUAUGGGCUGCACACUUUGGGACUGAGUAGCAGCCAAGUGGAAGAGAGGCGGCCAGGAGCUGAGAAGGGGGUCUGAGAGAUUUCCCAGGAUGAGAGUUGGCCAACUGUAAGCCCCUAGGCCUGAGUGCCAGAGCGAAGGCUGUCUGCUAAAUACUUCAUUGCACACAUCUAAUGAAGACUACAUGUAUCACCAUUCUGGAAAAACUUAAUCUUAAUGUCCUGAGUUCCUCUCUGUAUUUGAAGUGGUGGGUUUUCAAAGCCCACGUGGAUUCAGGGUGCACGGAGCUGUCAUUUCUUCAUGGUGACAGUGUUGGUGUCUGUAGGUAAUACUAGGUAUUAGAAAUGUGGCAGGAGGCACCAUUGAGGCAGGAAUGUUUUUGUAACCAUUAGUGGUCACCAGUGCAAUUAAACAGGUUACAUUAAAAAACCGAGAUAGAACAGAAAAGUCACAGGGCAUCCUGUGUAAUGUUAUAAGAGUAAGUAUUGCUUUGUAAAAGUUUUUAUUUCUAUGUGUUUGUUCAGAUUAUAUAUGUAUGUACAUGUGUGUUGGUGGCAGCAUACAACUUAUAUAUAUGUUUUUUUCUUUUUUUUUUAUUAAGAUAUCGUUGAUAUAUACUCUUAUGAAGGUUUCACAAGAAAAACAAUGUGGUUACUACAUUCACCCUUAUUAUCGAGCCCCCCCAUACCCCAUUGCAGUCACUGUCCAUCAGUGUAGUAAGAUGUCACAGAGUCCCUAUUUGUCUUCUCUGAGCUACACUGUCUUCCCGUGACCCCACACAUACCAUGUGCAUCAAUCAUGAUACCCCACAAUCUCCUUCUCCUUCCCUCCCCACCCUCCCCACCCUCCCCCACCCCUCCCCUUUGGCAACCACUAGUCCUUUCUCGGAGUCUGUGAGUCUGCUGCUAUUUUGUUCCUUCAGUUUUGCUUUGUUCUUAUACUCCACAAAUGAGGGAAAUCGUUUGGUAUUUGUCUUUCUGUGCCUGACUUAUUUCACUGAGCAUAAUACCCUCCAGCUCCAUCCAUGUUGUUGCAAAUGGUAGGAUUUGUUUCUUAUGGAUGAAUAGUAUUCCAUUGUAUGUACCACAUCUUCUUUAUCCAUUCAUCUACUGAUGGACACUUAGGUUGCUUCCAUAUCUUGGCUAUUGUAAAUAGUGCUGCGAUAAACAUACGGGUGCAUAUGUCUUUUUGAAUCUGAGAAGUUGUUUUCUUUGGGUAAAUUCCUAGAAGUGGAAUUCCAGGGUCAAAUGGUAUUUCUAUUUAUAUGUAUAUUUAUAAUUAAGGUAUUAUUGAUACACACUCUUAUGAAGGUUUCACAUGAAAAACAAUGUGGUUACUACAUUCACCCAUAUUAAAGAGUCCCCCCCAUACCCCAUUGCAGUUACUGUCCAUCAGUGUAGUAAGAUGCCACAGAGUCACUAUUUACCUUCUCUGUGCUACACUGUUUUGCCCGUGACGCCUCACACCAUGUGUACUAAACAUAAUACACCUCAAUCCCCUUCUCCCUCCCUCCCCACCCAGCCUCCCUCACCCCUCCCCUUUGGUAACUGUUAGUUCCUUCUUGGAGUCUGUGAGUCUGCUGCUGUUUUGUUCCUUCAGUUUUGCUUCGUUGUUAUACUCCACAUAUGAGCAUACAGCUUAUAUUUUAUUGUGGGUUAUUGUUAAAAAGUUUGAAAGUCACUUACCUGGUGCAUGCAUAAUUUUUUUUAACUUUUUAUUUUGAAAACUCUGAAGCCUACAGAAAAGUUGCAAGAAUAGUGGAAUGCACAUUGGCCAUUUACCUAUGUUCCCAGUUGUUAACAUUUUGCU
This is a messenger RNA of Manis pentadactyla (Chinese pangolin), 4213 nucleotides long. It is a transcript of the gene NYX, whose product is annotated as nyctalopin. NCBI's taxonomy places the organism in Eukaryota, Metazoa, Chordata, Mammalia, Pholidota, Manidae. The record is from RefSeq and is a predicted model, not a curated record. The transcript has 2 exons. Bases 38 to 1471 code for a protein of 477 amino acids. Gene Ontology annotation, cellular component: extracellular matrix. Gene Ontology annotation, molecular function: protein binding.